AUGCCUCGAGGCAAAACCCCGCGGCGGUUGAAAAAAGCUUACUAUAGUAGAGACCGGUGCAAGCUAUUGCCGUCUCUGACUCCUCCCCGAUCUGCCCUCCCACGGGCCACAAGUUACAACGGUUCAAGGAACCAAGGAACCCAACGUUUGGUCUGUGACCUGGGAGGUAUCAUGGUGGCUCAAGAUGGCUCAUCAUGUACUAUCCGUCGACCGUCAGGACUAAGGAAUACUAUGCCAAGGGAACAGGAUGAUCCACACAGCCGUACCCCCACCACCUCAUGGAUGACGGCCGUCUUGCACCCUGGCACGCCUGUGUGUCUGGGUCUCCCCGACAAUUUAACAGCUGCGGGUCCUCCCAUCGCGCCUCCACCCUGCUGCAUCGUCCGUACCUACGCAGCGCUGUUAGUCGCAUCUGCACGCCUUUUUCCUGGAGCCAAGCCAAGCACGCACUUUCCAACGAGUCCCAGUCUUCCAGACUCUCACUCGUGGCGCUAA
This is a messenger RNA of Colletotrichum abscissum, 495 nucleotides long. RefSeq lists its product as uncharacterized. The record is from RefSeq and is a predicted model, not a curated record. Lineage: Eukaryota; Fungi; Ascomycota; Sordariomycetes; Glomerellales; Glomerellaceae. The transcript has a single exon. Bases 1 to 495 code for a protein of 164 amino acids.